AUGUCUGCGUUCAAGGGAAACAGUGGGGAGUCUGCGCGAGUCACGAACACGGUUCCAGGAGUGGCACACCCUUUGGCUCAAGAGCCCUCGGAGAUAGCAUCCAACAUCAACUACCAUGCACGGUAUAGUCCUUGUUUCUCCCCUGUCAAGUUUGAGCUGGAGCAAGCCUACUAUGCCACUGCGCAUAGUGUUCGUGACCUUCUGAUACAAGUAAGUUCCGUUGCGACUGGCCUGUUCCAUGUUCAUCGUGACGAGCCAUAAUGAUUCUACGAUGCCACUCUUAUCCUCGACUAGAAACAUGCGAUGCUACUCUCAUGUUACAAAUUAAUGACUUCCUUAUGGUUAAUCCUGUAUGGUAUGUGGGAUUCGUCACUUUUGCAGCGAUGGAACGACACGUAUUUCCACUUUCAUAAAGUUGAUCCAAAGCAGACUUACUACCUUUCAAUGGAAUUUCUGCAAGGCCGAGCUUUGACCAAUGCAGUUGGAAACCUGCGUCUCCUUGAUUCGUAUGCUGAUGCUCUGAAGAAACUAGGCUAUGAACUUGAAGACAUAGCUGAGCAAGUAUGUGAUUCUUCUUUUACGCAUACGCAGUCUUUUUGUGAAGAUUUGAUCUUGUAUUCUAUUUCUUUCUCUAGAGCUUAGGCUCCGUCUUCAUCCGGUGUUUUUUUUGUUUUUUAUUCAUUUUAGUUUUUUCAUACAUUGAUUUUAAAAUUUUAUCUUGGUACCUACGCAUGGAUGUUCUUAUUUUACAUCUCUGUCACUCAAUGUCAUUGCCAACUGAUAUCUGUCGGAACUCUGUCACCAUUAGCAGGUAUUUGACCUAUUCUCACAAAUAGGAAUUUUGUGUAAAAAAUGUUUUGGUGGAAUCAGACUGCCGACCAGAAAUAAAAGUACCCUUUUGUGAUUUUGUUUCCUUGUUCUGAUUGGGUUCCACCUUGAUCGAUGGAUGCUUUUGUCCCAUGUACGUCCAGUGCAUGUCUUUGUUGACGGAUCAGAAAAUUUUCGUCCCUCAAAUACUCUUAGUCAUGGUUUGAUCGCUCGAUUAUUAUGAUUUUCAAUUAGUACUAUUACUAUUUAUGCUCAUAUGAGGCAUUCGUUAUGCUAGAUCGUGAUUAACAUUUCCACCCACCUUCUCACUGUUUGUUGAGGUAUCCCGUAUGAAUGUCUAAUAGAAACAUGGAUCUGCUAUUUACAAAAAUGGUAAAUCAUGUUGUUGAACUUGAACUAGGGAAAAAUCUUUGCAGGAGAAAGAUGCUGCUCUGGGAAAUGGAGGCUUAGGAAGGCUUGCGUCAUGCUUUCUGGAUUCAAUGGCAACAUUAAAUCUACCUGCUUGGGGCUAUGGUCUGCGGUACAGAUAUGGCUUAUUCAAACAACGCAUUUCUUGGGAGGGACAAGAAGAAGUUGCCGAAGACUGGCUCGAGGUUAAAUUUAACAGUUUUAUUUCUUCGAUAAUUCCAAUUAAAAUUUCCAUUCUAUUAUUUAUAUUUUUUUAUUCGAUUCGAUACAAGAAAAGGAAUUUAUCUUCGGUUUUGAUGGUUCAUUUUCAGAGGUUCAAUCCAUGGGAGAUUGUCAGGCACGACGUUGCAUUUCCAGUCAGAUUCUUUGGCCAUGUGGAGGUCUCUCCUAGUGGAUCGUAAGUAUCUCCCAGCAGAACUUGUAUCUGUCUCUCUGUCUAUCUGUUACAUUGGAAAAAUUCUAAAUUGUUUCUUAUAAUUGAUAGAGAUAUGUGUGCUAAACAUUAUCCUUCUCGUCCCCUGCCUGGCAUCUAUUUUAGCUUUUGAAUACCAUUUUCAGAUUAUCUCGUACAAGCAGAUGAAAAGGGACUAGAGUUAUCAGAUUUCCGUUUUUUAUGUAUUUUUGUAUUAAAGUAAGCAAGAGGAAUAAAUAUUGGAACAUUAUUAUACCUUCAUUCCUGUUAGAAAUUCUGUCUGAUAAUGAGAGUUGAUUGUCAAAGGGCAGUAUUUUUUGUGCUCGUUCUAUGAACAUGUCAUUAUCUGUCUUGUUUUGGAAUUAUGUUUUGUGAAAGUAAUUAUAGAGUAGCUCUUUGUUUACGUUAUACAUUCAGAAUAAUAUUUCUUAUUUUUAUUUUUACAGAUGUGCUAGAAACGUUUGCGAUUUUUUUUUCUAAUCUUUACUCCUUUGGACAGCCGGAAGUGGGUUGGUGGUGAAGUUAUCCAAGCAUUGGCUUACGAUGUCCCCAUUCCAGGGUACAAAACAAAAAAUACAAUUAGUCUUCGCCUCUGGGAAGCAACAGCUGGUUCUGAGAAGUUUAAUCUGUUUCAGUUUAAUGAUGGACAGUAUGAAUCUGCUGCACAACUUCAUCAUAGAGCUCAAGAGGUUUGACCUCUGACAUUCCAUUCAUAAAGAAGCUGUCUUGAGCGUCAAAGUCAGACAUAUGCUCCCAAUAGGAGAAUUUUCUUUGCUUUUCUCAAUUGUAUUUGUUGAACAAAAAUUGAAUAACUCGUCCUUCCAGCAUCUCUGUGAAGUUCACCCUGUCAAAACCUGUAUGCCAUGUCCUCUUUUCAUUUUCUAUCUGUUAAUUUCCUGAACCUUAUUUGUCUUUGAACAGUAGUUAACACACAAACGGCUAUUUUGAGAGGGAAAAAAAAUGGGAAUAAUUUGGGGAUCUAUUUUAUUACCCUUGUUGUUACGGUUUACAGUAGCCCACAUUUUCGUAGAUGCUUAUGUUAUGUCAAGCUCCACAACAGAUUGUUAUGAACAUGUAUUCGCCUUACGCUCCUGAUUACGGUCUACCUGUGUUGCAGAUUUGUGCAGUUUUGUAUCCUGGUGAUGCCACAGAGAACGGAAAGAUAUUGCGGCUGAAGCAACAAUUUUUCCUUUGUAGUGCCUCCAUUCAGGUACAUAAUCAUUCCUAUGUUUGUCUCCCCUCUAAUGUCACGCUACCAUCUUCCUUUUAGUUAUGUAUCUAUUUUUAGAGGUGCACACCCUCCUUCUCCUAAGAGUUUUAUUUAUUAUUUAUGUUUGCAAGUUUUAAUUGGUUUUGUGAGGUAUAAUGAACCCAUGAAAUGGAUACGUAACUAAGAGAUUGUUCUAUCUGAGGAUGGAUUCAGUAAUAUAAAGUCAAAACAGACUAUUUCAUUUGGCACCACGCUAUCAUGAAAACAACAGGAAGUUUCUUUUUUCCAUUUUUAGAUCAACUAAUUUUCAAAACAAUAGUUUAUUUUCACUUAGCAUACGUGUAUUGGCCGAAGAAGCACACCAUUAAAUGGUACAAAGAAAAUCAAUCUGAUACAAAAGAAAUCUGAUGAAAUCUGGAUACAAUACUUGGUUGAGAACUUCGAAAUUUAGAACACUGGUUUGAAAAGAACUAAACGUUGCUGAUGAAAAGACUACAAAUUUCUGUGUCCUUUUUUAUUUGAUUACUUCUAAUUCCCUCCAACUCUCUGUCGAAAACUCAAAGAUCAGCCACUUGCUUCUAUGUUUGGAUAUGUCUUGGCGUGACCGUUGGGAAACGAUGAUAAAUUUAAAUGAUAAUUCUUUAAUAAAUUGUUCACAUCUCUCAGAUCAGAUCACAUGGGCCAUGUAGCAUUCGUGUUUCACAUGCAGCCAUUGAAUGUGAGUAGAGCAGAGAGUUUGAGCUUCACAUGUGGGCUUAGAAUUUUAACUGCUGAUAUUUUUUCAGUUUAGAGUUUUUAUGGUUUCAAAAUAGGAAGCCUGCAUCUCUAUAAAGUGGUAUAUGCACAUACAUUGAAAGUUUGGGAUAUCCCAUUAAAUAUACGUCUAGUCCUUAAUUUUCGUAUGGACUAUCGAGCUGAAACAUGAAACAAAAUCUUCGAACAUACAAACUCCGUUACCUUCUGUUAUCCUGAAAUAUCCACUUUUAUUCCAUUUUUUAUUCUUUUUAUAUGUCUUUUUGUAUUUUUCUCCUAAAAAUUCCUGGUCUAUGGUGCGCUUUCCCCCAUAAAGAUGUUACUUGGUGUGGCUCAGUGUCCUAGUUUUUUUUACUUGUCAUGAUAUCUGGGGCUUCGUUUUUCCCUGCAUCUUUCUCUAUAUCUGUUGAGAUUUACCAGAUACGUGAAUCACUGGUUUUCCUCCGCUAACAAAAACCAGAGGAACAUCUUGUCGUUUUGAGGAGCUCAUGGUCGAAAGCGGGGACCUCCUUUAAUAGAGGAGCUUUACUUAGCGUGACACAGCUACCUAUGCCGAUAUGUAUGUGUACAGGAAUGAGUGCGGGUUUCCUGGUGCUUUCCGGGAAAAGACAACGCACUGAAAUCUGGUGAUCCAGAGUCAUAUCUUCUUAGAUUAUACUAUUUUUUCCUUGAAAAAGAAAAGAUUUCAUUGCGUGUUGGCUCUGUUAUAUGAUAUUUUCUUUUAUUUAUAAUAUGCUUAAGAUCUGUCGAUGAAGAAUUUUUCUCAAGUUGUAUAAGCCUAAGCACAGGAAGCAACCUUUUGCUUGUAAAUGAUGAUUUCUAAGUGUCGUUCCCACAGGAUAUUAUUGGUAGAUUCAAGGAGAGGAGAUGUGGAAAAGGCCAGAUACAGUGGUCUGAAUUUCCUACUAAGGUUGCUGUUCAACUGAAUGAUACUCAUCCAACCCUUGCAAUUCCGGAGCUGAUGCGGUUAUUGAUGGAUGAGGAAGGACUUGGAUGGGAUGAAGCUUGGGAUUUGACAAGAAGGUUUCUAAUGUUCUUUGAUGCGAUUUGUUUCUGUGCAAACAUCGGUGUUUCAACAUUUUCCAAACUUUUGGGCCAUUUUAAGCCAAAUUUAAUUGAUAUCUGAUAUAUACCGUAAGAUUGUUUGCAUUAUGAAUUUUGAUUCUCCUGCACCAGGACAGUUGCAUAUACCAAUCACACUGUACUGCCUGAGGCACUGGAGAAAUGGUCGCAGGAAUUAAUAACAAAGCUUCUCCCACGUCAUAUGGAAAUCAUAGAUGAAAUUGACAAGCGGGCAAGCAUCUUAUCCUUGCCUCUUUGUUAUACUUUACAACCUUUUUAAAAACCAAGUGAUUAAGGGUGAUUUGUAUCCUUCACAGUUCAUAAUUAUGGUACGUUCUACACAACAAGAUAUGGAGAACAAGCUUUCCAGCAUGCGCAUCAUGGAUUACUCUAAUACAGAGAAGCCUGUUGUGAGAAUGGCCAAUCUGUGUGUAGUUUCCUCACAUACGGUAAGGGGAAAAAAACUGGCCUAUCGUGUGCUGCUUUUCAAGGAUUAAAAUAUUGUUCUUUGAGACAAUAGAUUUUACAUGAAUUAUUCUGAAUAAUUAUUUAUUCGCAGAAAUUUGUGCUUCGCAAAAAAAAUGAUAGAAUUUUUAUAUUAAAAUUUUAGAAUCCAGAGAUCUUCCGUUUGAAAAGUUUUUCUUUUGCAAUGAUAAUCGAGUAUUCCUGUAAAAUAGUUGAAAGUAUCUUUUUUUCUUUCUUUCUUUGAGGUAUUAUUGAUGGCUAUUGGUAUAUUUUCAUCCUCCUAAUCAAAGAGGGAAGCAAAUCACCGAAAAAAGUCAAUCCCAGGAAGUCAUCCAUUGAUUUUGUCAUGGUCUUUGAUUUAUGUUUUCACUUCGAAUUCAAUAUCUCAGUGUUACGCUUAUGAUAGGCUAGAAAUCAGAUACUUUGAUUUCAUUUAGAUGUAACUAUGUGAUGUAAAUCCUUGGACAACGGUGUAGCUGUGUUUCACAAUUUCAUUUAAGACUUAUGCGAGUCAUUCACUGUCCCACAUUAAUGAUUCUGGUAUUAAUGCCUUGAAUGUCUUUUCAUGAAAUUUUUUCAGGUAAAUGGUGUUGCAGAACUGCACAGCAACAUUCUAAAGUCUGAGUUGUUUGCAGACUAUGUCUCCUUAUGGCCUAGCAAGUUUCAGAAUAAAACAAAUGGCAUCACUUCUCGCCGAUGGCUUCGUUUCUGUAACCCUGAAUUGAGUGCCGUAAUCACCAAGUGGCUGACUACUGACGAAUGGAUCACUGACCUUGAUCUUCUUACUGGGCUACGUAAAGUAUGCUGAUGUAUCUUUGGUACUCUAUUUAAUGAUCUGCUCAUAUGUUACACCAGUAUACUCAGUGUUUUUUUAAUAGUUUGCUGACAAUGAGGAACUUCAAGCUGAAUGGGCAUCAGCAAAAAUGGCUAACAAACACCGCCUGGCAAAAUACGUCUCCCAAGCGACUGGUGUGAGGAUCGACCCCAAUAGCCUUUUCGACAUACAGGUUAAGCGUAUACAUGAAUAUAAGAGGCAACUACUGAACAUUCUUGGAGUGGUCCAUAGAUACAAGAAACUGAAGGUAUAAACAGAUCCCAUUUUGUUUUGAUCAUCGAGCUUUUAUCUAUGGUAGGAUCCUACUCAAACUUUUACUUUGCAGAUAUUGUGUGAUAGGGCAUGGAAGGCAUGAUGGAAUGUCAAAUAAAUCAAUGUUGUAUAAAUAUAUGGAUAGAUUAUAACAUGUUUUACCCAGACUGUCUCAUAAGUGGGAGGAAUCUUCUCUGCUAAAGUUUUGUUCUAUUGCGCUCUGUGCAAUUCUGCUUAAAACUGUGAUUAUUGAAAAAAAAAUGUUUGAAGGAAAUGACCCCUGAAGAAAGGAAAGGAACAACACCACGCACCAUCAUGCUUGGGGGAAAGGCAUUUGCCACAUAUACGAAUGCUAAAAGAAUAGUCAAGCUGGUGAAUGAUGUCGGCACUGUAGUCAACAAUGACUCUGAAACAAGUGACCUUUUAAAGGUAUUGAUUCUUCCUUGUAUCACCGCAAUACCCUUACUGUAGUUAAUUUGUACUUAGACUCCAUUUUUAUUUGACAAAAAUAAACUUAAGCUGUGCCCUAAAAUAGAAUCUGGCAUCUGUAUAUUAUUUCCUUCAUUACUGGCAUAAAUACUUCAGCAUUUGGUGAUUUAAAAUUCAAAAUUUUGGUUUUCUUAUAUCGUUUUACCAUGGACAUUUUUCAAUUAUUUUUUGUAUAAAAACACUAAGAAAACGACUAUGAUUUGAUAUCAUCGUAGCCAUCGGACCCUUCUUGAUCACGAGUGACUUCAAGUUGGUGGCCAAGCAUUACAGUAUCUGAACUAAGUUGUGGUGGUUCUGUCGACCCUUGAACUCGUCGUCCACAUUGAAUGCCUGGUGUAGUCGACCAAUUUUGAGUAUUUUCAUAAAUGGGAGUUCCCCGGGGUUAUCUAUGUCAGAUUCCGUUCUGAAACUGGAUAUCAAUAGAUAUCCUGUUGUUCCUCCUACGCCUACUAGAUACUAUCCUGUGUGUCAGUUUAUGAGUCUGUGGCAGUGGCAGUGCCAGUUGACACCUCCAUAUCACUCGAUCGAAAUUUCAGGUUUUACCAAGUAGAUGAACAGGUUUCUUUAAAAAUCAUUAUCAUUUCAAGACGAAUCUCUCCUGUGACCCCCAUGAAAUGUUUCCAUAUUUUAUAUUAGAUCUCGGCAUAUUUGACUCUAUUCACCCAAAAUAGGCUUCAGUAUGUGCGAUUACGGCCAGAGACUUUUCCUUUGACUCGACCAGGAGUGAAAUGACUGUUCACCAAACCGGGACGUGGUUAUCUUCCUCUGUAAAAUCACAAAAUAUUACUGUUUCACUUGGUAUGACACUAGGUCGAGGUCUAGGCCUCGGAAGAUUUUCUCUGCCUCCGUGCUUGCUUAUAGGCAUCUUCUCUGACUGAGAGCACCUAGAGGUGUUGUCCUCGUGGACGGUUAGGCGAGGAAGAGUCCCUUGGUGUCGAUGAUUAUCUAUCAAUGUUGCCAUUAAAAAAUUCGUCUUUCCCUAGCUUCCAUUUUUCCUUUUCUGUAUAUAUUUGAUCGGUAGUAGUCACCUGCUAAUCAACCCCGGGAGGGGAGCAGGUCAUCUUCAUUCCAAACUACAGCGUCUCCGUCGCGGAGAUGCUCAUCCCCGGGAGCGAGCUGUCCCAGCACAUCAGCACGGCUGGGAUGGAGGCGAGCGGGACCAGCAACAUGAAAUUCGCCCUGAAUGGCUGCAUGAUAAUCGGAACCCUUGACGGCGCAAAUGUUGAGAUCAGAGAAGAGAUUGGGGAGGAGAACUUCUUCCUCUUUGGCGCCAGGGCCGAGCAGGUCCCUGUGCUCCGCAAGCAGAGAGAAGACGGACUGGUGACCAUCCCUCAGCCUUCCCUUGCUACAGCCCUCCGCCAUGAUUAUUGUUGUUCUUCGAUCGCCGUCAUGACCUCUUUUCUGCGCCGUGCCGCCGUCUUCGCAGUUCAAGCCAGACCCCCGCUUCGAGGACGCGAAGAAACUCAUCAGAGACGGUGCCUUUGGCAGCUACGACUACAGCCCACUGCUGGAUUCCUUGGAAGGCGACUCUGGGUACGGGCGGGGCGACUAUUUCCUCGUCGGCCACGACUUCCCCGGCUACAUCGCCGCUCAAGCCGCGGUGGACGAGGCAUACAGGUGCUCCUCCAUCUGCUCUUUCUCUCUGUGCCUCCUCCGCGUUUGCUCUCUAAUGGUCUCACCGCUCCUCCUCCCAUCCUCCUCUUCUCUUCUCUGCUUGAACAGGGAUCGAACGAGGUGGCUGAAGAUGUCCAUCUUGAGCACCGCCGGGUGCGGCAAGUUCAGCAGCGACCGCACCAUCUCGCAGUACGCCAAGGACAUAUGGGGCAUCGGCGAAUGCCCGGUUCCAUAA
Spirodela intermedia is the source of this 8563-nucleotide messenger RNA. The record is from the annotation of a GenBank genome assembly. NCBI's taxonomy places the organism in Eukaryota, Viridiplantae, Streptophyta, Magnoliopsida, Alismatales, Araceae.